UUUCCCCACAGCAGGCAGGAGGCAACUGCUGCAGAUAGCAUACAGUUUAGUUAGCUAACAAUGGUCUGUAAGAUAUUUAAUCAUUUUUAGAUAGCACAUGAUCAUCAUUCUGUAAGAAGAUACCUCGCAGAUACCUGUUUUCAGCCAGUGCCAAGAUGUUUGAGAAAGCAUUUCGUGUGAAGUCCAAUACAGUAAUUAAAGGAUCUGACAGGAGAAAGCUACGAGCUGAUAUCUCCGCGGCGUUUCCAUCCCUCUCGGCGGAUGAGCUGUCAGAACUCGUUCCCAACAAAGAUGAGUUGAAUGUGGUGAAAGUUUAUGCUCAUAAAGGAGAUGGCAUUACAUUUUAUGUACUCCACAAGAAUCCUAUCUUCUUCCAACUGGAGAAACAGAUUUACCCCACAGUGUACACCCUCUGGAGGUAUCCUGAUAUGCUCCCAGCGCUCAGAACCUGGCCAGCAGUUAUACAGAAAUUAAUUGGCGGUGCAGAUCUCAUGCUGCCUGGGGUUGUUGUUCCUCCGUCCGGUCUCCCUGAAGUUGCUCGUGGAGAUGUCUGUGCGAUUACUGUGGUUGGAAAUAGAGCGCCUGUUGCUGUGGGAACUGUUACCAUGUCCAACUCAGAGAUGGCAAGCAGUGGCAUGAAGGGCAAGGGAGUGAAUGUUCUCCACACCUACAUGGAUCAGCUAUGGGCAUUUGGCGAUAAGAGUGCUCCUCCUACCAUCGCUGCGCACGAUGACAAGGAUGUGGCGGAAAUGUUAGAGGAGGGUGGAGGUGAAGACGAGGAGGAGGAGGGAGAGCAGGAGAACGGUGAAGGAGAACCUCACCCCACCCCUGAGGGCAGUCGGCUGACGAAUGUCAACUCUACCUGUCCAAACAUCCAGCAACUAAGCCUAGCCGAGGGCGAGAAGGAGCAGGCCGAUGAGGAAGACGCAGGAGAAGAACUGGAGGACCAGGACUCCAGAUCUCCUCAAGAGCAGAUGGAUGAGUUACUCCUCCAGUGUUUCUUCCAUGCACUGAAAACCAAGGUGAAGAAAUCAGAGCUCCCCCUGUUGACCAGCACCUUCCUGCGGAUCCACAUGGUGUCCUGCUGCCCUAGUGGGAAGCAGCUUGACAUUAAGAAAUCUAGCUACAAAAAGCUGUCCAAGUUCCUGCAGUGCAUGCAGACGCAGUACCAGCUGGUGCAGGUGAAGGAGCUGAGUAAAGGCGUGGAGAGCAUCGUAGUGGUGGACUGGAAACACCGCGAACUGCGCUCGUUUGUUACCCCCGAGGAUUGUGGGCCAGUAGAGGCCCCAGCGGAGGCGGGGCCGGGGAGUGAGGCGCUGUACCAACCCCCUGAGAUCACUUUGAUGUAUAUGGUUACCGCACGCUUAGAGCCUCUCUUCCAAGAUGCACACAAAAGGAAAGGAGCAGCAUUGCAGCCCGCAGACGUGAGAACCAUCAUCACUGACUACGUCAAGAACAAUGAACUGGUUGAUGGGGUCAACAAAAACUUCGUCACUAUUAACCCAACUUUGUGUGACUGUUUGCUGGAGAAAUCCGAGUACAAUGAAAUCGAAAAGCUCAAAUGGGAUGAUCUCUUCACCAGAACGCUGGGCAAGAUGCAGCAGUGCCACCAGCUGCAGUUCCCCGGCCAGCGAGCAGUAGUGAAGAAGGGCGCUGUGGAGCCCAUCGAUAUCUCAGUGGCCUCCAGGGGCUCCAACAAGAAGGUCACCAUGGUAAAGAACCUGGAGGCGUUUGGACUGGACCCGGCGGCGGUGUCAGUGGCCCUUCAGCACCGAGUUCAGGCCAGCGCGGUGCUGCACAGCGUGCCCGGUGCCAAAGACCGCGUUCUAGUGCAGGUCCAGGGGAACCAGAUCACGCAAGUGGGCAAGCUGCUGCUAGAUGAAUACCACAUCCCUCGUAAAUAUAUCCAAGGACUAGAUAAAGCACCCAAGACUGGCAAGAAGAAGUAGAGCAGUCCACCAGCACAAUACCCACUCCAUCACUGCUGCCUAGCCACCUCUAGCACUCAUUUGGUUCACUACUGUCGACUCGGAGAGCCGCCCUACUCCGCGUUGGACCCUCACACUCACUUUACUGGUGUGUGUGUGUGUGUGUGUGUGUGUGUGUGUGUGUGUGGUGACAAAGUCAGUUGCAUAUGACGCAUCACAUUCAAUAAAGCACCUGUCGCUCUGGGAACAGA
Messenger RNA from Alosa sapidissima (American shad), 2179 nucleotides. It is a transcript of the gene eif2d, whose product is annotated as eukaryotic translation initiation factor 2D. The coding region runs from base 156 to 1949 and encodes 597 amino acids. The transcript has 15 exons. Gene Ontology annotation, biological process: formation of translation preinitiation complex; translational initiation. The record is from RefSeq and is a predicted model, not a curated record. NCBI's taxonomy places the organism in Eukaryota, Metazoa, Chordata, Actinopteri, Clupeiformes, Clupeidae. Gene Ontology annotation, molecular function: translation initiation factor activity; RNA binding.